GCAGACUGGGGCUGUCUAUACUCCCAUCCCUCCUCUUGCAACCUCGCCCAAUUGCACCGACGUUGUUGCCCUCAUCGCUUCACCCCCCUCAGAACCCUACUGUGGAUCUACCGCUCUUCCUCAGAUUUGAGGUUUGCCGCUGGUGGGUAUCCCGAGGCGUUUUGGGUUUUUCUGGGUUGGAGGGUGCGAGAAGCGGACCAGAGGAGGGGAAAUAGGGGGCGUGAGAGCGAGCGAGUGAGAGUUAAUGAGCAACUCGGAAAAUAUGGAUAAGCAGCCGUUGUCUAUGGCUGAUCUCGGGGUGGCCCUGCCACCGACCUCUGGAGCUUUGAGUGCUGCUGAUCGCGCCGGGCUGGUGAAUGUCUUGAAGGAUAAGCUUCAAUUACUAGCUGGAAUGCCAUCUGGUUACUUGGAGUCGCUUCCUGCUAAGGUGAAGAGACGUGUGUCAGUCCUCCAGGAGCUGCAGGCUGAGCACGAUGAGCUUGAAGCUAAAUUUUUUGAGGAGAAAGCAGCUCUUGAAGCUAAGUAUCAGAAGUUGUACGAACCUCUUUACGUGAAGCGAGCGGACAUUGUAAAUGGUGUUGUGGAAGUUGAGCCUGCCAAGGAUGAAGCUCCUGAAGCGGCAGAGCCAGCAGAAGAGGGCAAGGAGGAAGUCAAGGGAGUGCCCGAGUUUUGGCUAACAGCGAUGAAGACACAUGAGAUUCUGGGCAUGCAGAUUACUGAUCGCGAUGAAGGUGCCUUGAAGUUUAUUAAAGACAUUAAAUGUUCCAGUCUCGAUGAGCCAACUGUGAACAAGGGAUUUAAGCUUGAUUUUUACUUCGAAGAAAACCCUUAUUUCAAAAAUUCCGUGCUCAGUAAGACGUACCACAUGAUUGAUGAUAACGAGCCAAUCUUAGAGAAGGCUGUCGGAACGGAGAUCGAGUGGAAUUCUGGCAAGAACUUAACGCAGAAGGUGAUGAAGAAGAAAGCGAAAAAAGGAUCAAAGAACACAAAACCUGUGACGAAGACUGAGAAUUGUGAUAGUUUUUUCAACUUCUUUAAUCCUCCUCAAGUACCUGAGGAUGAUCAAGACAUUGAUCAAGAGAUGGUCGAGCAACUUCAAGACUUGUUGGAGCAAGACUACGACGUAGGGUCCACGAUUAGGGACAAGAUUAUUCCUCAUGCUGUUUCCUGGUUUACGGGAGAGGCUUUGCAAGGUGAGGAUUUUGAAGAUGAUGACGAAGAAGGCGACGACGACGACGACGACGACGAAGAUGACUAUGAUGAAGAUGAAGACGAUGAAGAGGAAGAUGAAGACGAGGAAGAUGAUGAUGAAGAAGAAGUGCGAGGCCGCAAGCGUGUAGUUCCCACACGGAAGGGUGGUGCAUCCAAGGCGUCUGAUGGACAGCAACAAAGUGGCGAGCAGCCUCCGGAGUGCAAACAGCAGUAACCUUAUGGGAAGGACGGAUAAUUUAUUUUGAGGUUGAGAUAGUACAUUAAAAAUUGUGGCAGCAUUUUGAGGGACAAGAUCCCAACUGAAUCUUUAGUUGGCGAGGCACCUGCAAUUAUUACCUAGUUCGAGUGCUGAGGUUUUCUCGUUCAUCCUCGAGGAUGGUUCGUUAAAUCUAUUUGUUCGUGAUUAGUGGAUAGGGCAUGAAAUAUUGCAGUGAAAUCGGAUUUUUAUAGAAAAUUUGGAAAAUGAGAACGUAAUUCAUAAAUUCGGUGUCACUCAUCUUGAUUUCUCUCUGGAUCGUUCCCUUUGUCCUCACUUAGUUUUGUGUACAGCCUGCAGUUGAGCAUUAAAACCGUACUUUCAAUUUGUGUAAAGUACCUUCUGGUAAAGUUUAUAGAAUGGCUCUCAACCUCGUGAGUGGA
Molecule: messenger RNA, 1851 nt
Organism: Physcomitrium patens
Lineage: Eukaryota; Viridiplantae; Streptophyta; Bryopsida; Funariales; Funariaceae
Product: nucleosome assembly protein 1;2
Biological process (GO): nucleosome assembly
Cellular component (GO): nucleus
Source: RefSeq, a predicted model, not a curated record